This is a messenger RNA of Pseudovirgaria hyperparasitica, 2143 nucleotides long. RefSeq lists its product as uncharacterized. Bases 216 to 1811 code for a protein of 531 amino acids. The transcript has 2 exons. The record is from RefSeq and is a predicted model, not a curated record. NCBI's taxonomy places the organism in Eukaryota, Fungi, Ascomycota, Dothideomycetes, Acrospermales, Acrospermaceae.
UCAAAGAAAUGGUUCCAAAGAUAGUUCACGCGAAUCACCGCUAGCCAGGGUUGAGAUCGCCCAAGCUUCGGCGUCGUCGUCGAUCCUGCAUCAGCUUAGGAACACCUCGACAACUACCUUGGAAGCCUAGAUUCGUGUCGCAAAUCCCUGGGAAUGCUGCUACGGUAUCUCCUCUUCCAUAGCAGCGUCAUGGACAGCUUCUGAACGCAUUCACCAUGUCCUCCAAUCCGUUCCGCCGCUCCCAGCUCCCAUCUGUGACCAGUGCGCCUCCAGUAACAUUCAGAACCGGAUCUCCGGAAGUAGAUGGGUCUCUAGAUGCUGGAAGAACAUCAUUACCGUCUGAUAAGAAGAAGACAGUCCGCAUCAACUCACCCCCGCAAUCGCCGCCCACGGCCACACAAGCAUACCAAGAUGCGUUAUCGGAUCGGAUUCCACGAAGCUCACACGAAGGGUCGCCUCCUCCGCAGCCGUUUCUCGCUAGAUCCGAUCCACAACGAGGCGAAGCGGUCGAUCCGUUUGAGCGCGAUCUCUCCGACUCUGAGUUGGCGCAGGAGAAUGAUGAGACGACAUUGUAUGCAAGAAGGAGCUCUUCACCAAUAUCGCACCCAGCCGAGCCAACAGCUGGAGCUCCACUCAAUCCAUUCUCCAAGACUUUGGCCAACAUAGAACCGGUCGGAUUGAACUCCACCCAGAAAGAGACUCAGGUCGAUAGGAAGCCCACAGAGAGGAUGAGAGCAUCGCUAGAUGUUGAUGCGUUCAAGAGACUCCUAAUGACAGGUAGUGCUGUACCAACAUCGUCUGGUACACCACCUCGUACACAAUCCCAACUUGGAACCGUCGCAGAAGCGGGCGACACCUCGGAGGACCAAUCGCUGUCGAGACAAUCGACAGCCAGCUUGCACUAUGACCUCGUGCGGGAGGAGUCUCCUUCAACAGCCCACCAAGAUGAUCUAGUCUCGGAGAGCAAGGAUCGUGCAGACUCCGUCAACGAGAGCAAGAAGCCAGAAAAAAAGAAGCCUCCUCCACCAAAGCAUCGCCAUGGCAAGCCUGUCGGGCCACGCGCUCCGCAGACAGUCUCCUUCUCGGACUUCACAUUAUCCAUGACCACCGAACAUGAACCCGUGACCUUCACCAGCGGUCCCUCCACAGAUCUCAACAAACCGCUUCCGCUUCCACCUGUUCCAGCCGCAUCCACCAGAACCUCCUCCUCUCGCGAAACCACCGAUUCCUUGGACCAAAGUCCGCAAACAAGCACCUCCGCCUUACCUACAAUAACCACAGAACCCACAUCGCAGAAGAAGGCUCCUCCUGCCCCUCCAAUAACCCGUCGUCAUUCCCAGCUCCGCACCGCGUCCAAGCAACCAGAAACCCGCUCCCGCUCCAACUCAAACCUCACAAUCUCCUCUCAACACUCCGACACACCCUCCACAUCCAUGACACACAAGACAGCUCCACCUCCGCCUCCACCCACGCGCCGUCCCGGCGCAGGCGCAAGCACAUCUUCAGACAUCCCCCGCUCGUCGCGCUCGUCCAUACAUUCGAUACAGGCCUCUGGGUCUCUUCCACCCGCUCCCCCACCGCGGCGCGGCUCCAGUAGAAGCAGCAUGGACGUGGUGCGUCCGAGCGUCGAGGCCUUGGCAGAUGCAAGGCGUGUGAGCAGCGACAGCAAGCGGUUCAGUCGAAGCUCGAUUGACGAGGAUGCAGCUGUAGAUGGGAGGUCUGAGAGCGUGGACAUCUUGGCUGAGAUGGCGCGGUUGCAGGCGGAGGUAGAUGCGUUACGACAGGGGAUUGGGCGCGAGCAUAAUAAGUAAGCGCCUGAGAUAUUGGCGCUGCAUUCCAACGUGGAGCAAUUACGAUUUGGCGGAGGGAUCUAGUGGGCUUGUACGAGGAAUCCUUUAAGCCUUGAUCAUUGCGAUGUGAAUAUGGAGCAUGGUGUUUUUUUGUUCCUCGCGUGGAUUUUCGGUAUAUAAGCGUCGGAAUCUGUGGUUAGUUACAUAGAUCGCUAUAUUAAGGAGAACCGAGACUUUCUCGAUAUGGUGAACACAUCACAGACACAGUGGGAUGGGCUUUACUGUAGGUACCGAUCGCAGGCGAGACAUGCUUGGGCACCCAUUGAAACAGGUUCUAUUCACAUAUUCAACCA